Molecule: messenger RNA, 2184 nt
Organism: Brassicogethes aeneus
Lineage: Eukaryota; Metazoa; Arthropoda; Insecta; Coleoptera; Nitidulidae
Source: the annotation of a GenBank genome assembly
ACGCAAUGUCAUUUGAUGACAUUCAGUACAUUCAGUCAACUCAGGUAAUUUACGUGAAUAAGUAAAUUUUUCGGGAGUAUUUUUUCAGAAAAAGUCAUGAUUAAAUGAAGCGAAUGAAGUAAAACCCAAUUUCGAGCUUCUAUAAAUAAUUCCUGUAAAAUGGCGAUAUUACUUUCUGUGUUGUCAGUCGUGAGUUCUAUUUUGUUGACUCCCUUGUUAAUGCUUCUAUUAUGCAUUAUAUUUUUGGCUUCAAUUGGAAAAUCUCUGGGAGUGAGAAGAUUGUAUGUGAAGCUGCUGCUUAUAAUAUUUGAGUACGGUCGCAUAGACAUUGAAACGGCCCGAAGUAACGAAAAAAUACUUGAUGAUCUCGAAGACCUCAGCAGCAAAGACGAACCGUCCACAAAAACGACAGAGAAGACUAUACCGAAUUCAAACGCAACAUCAAACGGGGUUGUCCUGAAUGGAGAUGUCAUAAGAAGAGAUGAUACGCUUAUAUUGGUGCCAGAACCUGCAACCGGCCUACCAAAAGCGCAGGAUUCAGACGAAGAGGACAAAAACAAAUACGAUUUUCAUCUCAGCGAAGCUUUUGAUUACAUAAAAGUAGGCGUGGAGGCCAUCAUCGAGGAUCAGGUCACGUCAAGGUUCGAAGCGGAAGAGUUGAAAAAUUGGAAUCUGUUGAUUAGGACCAAUAGAGGCUACGAGUUUAUAUCGUGGAAGCUGACCGUUAUUUGGCUGUGCGGGUUUUUUAUUAGAUAUUUUUUCUUAUUCCCGCUAAGGGUAAUGAUCUGCUUUUUUGGGCUCUUAUGGUUGGUCUUAACAACAGGAUUAAUAUCGUUUUUACCUGAAAGUACAUUUAAAAUAUGCCUGGUAGAGAAGUGUUACGUUAUAUCCUUUAGGAUAUUAACUAGAAGCGUUUCUGCCAUUAUCAACAUACACAAUAAACAGUGGCGGCCGCAAAAGGCUUCAGUUUGCGUGGCAAACCACACCACGCCAAUUGACGUGGUAUUUUUAUCAAACGAUAACGCAUACUCUUUGAUUGGACAACGUCAUGGAGGUUUCCUGGGCAUUCUUCAAAGAGCCCUAGCCAGGGCCUCUCCCCAUAUUUGGUUCGAACGGUCUGAGGUCCGUGACAGGCAUGCUGUCGCUAAUAGGUUGAAAGAACACGUAUCAGACCCCAAAAACCCUCCGAUUCUAAUCUUUCCUGAAGGAACCUGCAUCAACAACACGUCAGUUAUGCAAUUUAAAAAAGGCAGUUUUGAAGUAGGCAGCGUGAUUUAUCCAGUGGCCAUCAAAUACGAUCCUAGAUUCGGCGACGCUUUUUGGAACAGCAGCAAGUACUCGAUGAUGCAGUAUCUGUACAUGAUGAUGACCAGCUGGGCAAUCGUGUGCGAUGUGUGGUACUUGCCACCCAUGCAUCAGGAUAAAGAUGAAUCGGCGAUUGAUUUUGCCAACAGAGUUAAGAGUGUCAUUGCUAAGCAAGGAGGCCUGGUUGAUUUAGUUUGGGAUGGCCAACUUAAAAGAAGUAAACCGAAGAAAGAAUGGAGGGAAAGGCAACAAGAAGAAUUCACAAAACGACUAAAGAUUGAAUAGACUUACAAGUUAGACAUCCAGUAUAAUUGUUGUUUUUUACUAUUAAUUUGAUCAAUGUUAAAUAAUUUUUAUUUUCUUCAAGCAUUUAAUAUUAAAGACUAUCUAGUCCCAUAGUACAUAAUAGAUAAUUUCUUUUGCUGAGAUUAAUUGUAUAAUAUUUUUAGAAAUUUAUCAUCAUUUAUGUGUAGUUUUAACCUAAGCCAUAAGUGAUAUGUUAUUUAUAUAAAUCAUUUAAUUUUACCAGUACCUAACCUACCUACAAUAUACUUUAAAAUUUAAACAUAUAUUUUGCAGGUGCCCCCUGCAAAAUUAAUGAACAAAUAGCCAACUUUUUGCAGAAAGGAAUUGAAUACACUAAGAUAUAACAAACUUAAAACAUUUAUUUUAGUAUUUGGAUGUUUGUUUUUUUUUCUGGAGAAAGUUGUUUAUUUAUUAGUUAAUUUUGUAGAUAUCACUUCUGUGCUUGGCAUAUCAGUGUUGUGAUAUAAUUUAAACCAUAGACAAUACUUUUUUAUUUGCCCUGUUAAGUGUAUAAUUUUUACUGUAUUAUAAAUAUAUACUUAUUUAUACACGGAGAAAUUUUUUAAACCAAAA